Messenger RNA from Dovyalis caffra, 455 nucleotides. Lineage: Eukaryota; Viridiplantae; Streptophyta; Magnoliopsida; Malpighiales; Salicaceae. The record is from the annotation of a GenBank genome assembly.
GACAAUAUUUUCAUGAUGUAGUUGGGAGUCCGUAUUAUGUUGCACCAGAGGUUUUGCUUAAGCAUUAUGGACCUCAAGCAGAUGUCUGGAGUGCAGGUGUUAUCCUUUACAUCUUAUUAAGUGGGGUUCCACCUUUUUGGGCAGAAACUGAAUCAGGAAUCUUUAGACAGAUCUUACAAGGAAAACUAGAUUUAGAAUCUGAUCCGUGGCCAAAUAUCUCAGAUAGUGCAAAAGAUUUGAUCCGAAAGAUGCUUGAGAGGGACCCGAGGCAAACGAUUACUGCUCAUGAAGCCUUGUGUAACCCAUGGAUUGUAGAUGACAGAGUUGCUCCAGACAAACCUCUUGAUUCUGCAGUAUUGUCACGUCUGAAGCAAUUCUCAGCAAUGAAUAAACUUAAAAAGAUGGCUCUGCGUGUCAUAGCAGAAAGACUUUCUGAAGAAGAAAUUGGUGGUUGA